UAUCGGGUCGAAUUCAGCCCAGGAAGCAACGUCAGAGGAGUCACACGAGCUACUCUCCAUAUCAACUCCGUCAUCAACACCGCCUUCUGGGACGACACCAGAGUUCUCAAUAAUCACAACCGUACGGCGAUUCUCACUACGGAGGGACCCGUCGACAACCAAAUAGAUAUCGAACAACCUGAAUAA
Messenger RNA from Perkinsus marinus ATCC 50983, 186 nucleotides. RefSeq lists its product as hypothetical. The annotation marks the transcript as partial. The transcript has a single exon. The record is from RefSeq and is a predicted model, not a curated record. Lineage: Eukaryota; Perkinsozoa; Perkinsida; Perkinsidae.